This is a messenger RNA of Closterium sp. Naga37s-1, 5331 nucleotides long. NCBI's taxonomy places the organism in Eukaryota, Viridiplantae, Streptophyta, Zygnematophyceae, Desmidiales, Closteriaceae. The record is from the annotation of a GenBank genome assembly.
AUGAACGUUGUUCUAGUCAGCUCUUUUCCCCUCCCCUCCCCCCUUAUUCUUCUGUCCUUCCUGCUUCCCAGGAGCCUCGGCAAGGCUGUGGAUCUGCCUGUAGCAGCAGUGGACUUGAACGACGUGUCGAUUGGCAAGGCUGUGGGUCUGCCUGUAGCAGCAGUGGACUUGAACGAUACAAAAGGGUUGAAAGAACUGGUGGGGAGGCACAAGGUGGUGCUGCACGUGGCUGGGCCCUUCGCAGUCACAUCCAAGCCCAUGAUUGAGGCCUGCAUCAGCACCGGCACCCACUACCUUGAUGUUACUAACGAGUUCAAGGUGAUGGAGCAUGCACGCACGUAUGAUGCCAGAGCCAAGAAGAAACAGGUCAUGGUUCUGCCUGGUGUCGGCUUUAGCGUCGUUGCGGGAGACUGCCUGGCAGGGUACUUGAAGGCCAAGCUCCCCUCAGCAACGGAGCUUCACCUCGCCACUUACAUUUCCAUUACUGCUCCUGGCGAGGGCCCUCCGUCAACCCCACCCAGCAACGACCAGUCAUCCCGCAGUGUGCUCGUAUCGGGUGCAAGGCACAGUUUGCCGCUGGGAGGGCUGGUGCGCCGGAAUGGCGCGAUUGUGAAAGAGUCCGUUGCAAAAUAUGGUCGCUCCUUCCUCAUUCGCAAGGAGCUCCCGCCUCUCUCCGCCAUCUCCUUCCCAGCAGCUGAGCUCUUCAGCACUUCUCUUUCCACCUCCAUCCCCAACAUCACAGUGAAUCCUCCUGGUGCCCUCUGCUGCUUCAAUGCCCUCUUGUGUUCCUUCCUCGUGCUGAUCCUUCGCCCCUCCACUGCUGCAGGGUCACUGCCUCAACACGGGCCAAACACGGGCAUGGCAUGUGCGGGGGAGGUGGUUGAUACUGCCAGCAACAAGAGGCACAUGGCCUCUGUGAUUGUAGGCGAAGGGUACCACUUUACGGCGAGCUGCAGUGUGGAAGUGGCACAGAGGGUGUUACAAGGGAAAUUCAAAUCCGGUUACCAGACACCAGUUACAGCAUAUGGGGCGAGCCUGGUGCAGGAGAUCCCAGGGGAGAAGGUGGAGAUAGUGGAUCUGGACAAGGGAGGGAUGUUGUUCCAGCGUUCGCGCGAAGCGGAGGAGGCGGCGCGUGUCUACGAUGAAUUCGUCGAGUCUUUCAAAGUGGAUGAUAAGAAACCGAAGGCAUUUGUGCGAGGAGGAACCAUCAACCCCAACGCCAAGCACGACACACCCGGGGAAGAACCUGGAAGCGCUUCCAAAAAGGCCACAGCGAGAUAUGUUCCGUCCUUCCUGCCGCCUCCGUCCCAAAGCCCGCUUGCGGGAAUCCUAUCCAAGGACAAGAAUGCAUUCAGCCUGGAUGAACCAGAGGCGCCAGCCGAGCCCGUUCCAAAGGCGAAGGAGCAGAAGAAGCCGCGCAACAUCGAUUUCUUCAUGCAGGAGUUGAAGCAGGAGCAGGAGCUGCGCGAGCAGAGGGAGAAGGAGCUCAAGGAGCGAGCGGAAGCGAGGGCGGCAGGCAAGCCGUAUGGCAACGAGGGGCAGCCGUCGCUGCUGGGGAGUGAGGGCACGGAUCUGCUGCAGCCGUUUCCGGACGGUGUUCGAAGGAGGCCAUCCAAGUUUGACUCAGGGCCGCCCCUCAUGGCGACGCCUCCAGGCAUCACCACCGUUUCUACAGACGAUGGGGGAGACCCCCUCACCACCAACCUUUAUGUCGGCAACCUGUCCCCCAAGGUGGACGAGAACUUUCUCCUGAGGACGUUUGGGCGGUUUGGGCCGAUCGCGAGUGUGAAGAUCAUGUGGCCGCGCACAGAGGAGGAGCACCGGCGGCAGCGCAACUGGGGGUUCGUGGCGUUCAUGAAGCGCGCCGAUGCUGCCAAGGCCAAGAACGAGAUGGACUGCAUGGUGGUGUAUGAGUACGAGAUCCGCAUAGGGUGGGGCAAGGCCGUCUCUCUGCCUGCCUCGGCCCUCCCGGCGCCUCCCCCCGGCCAGAUGGCAGUUCGCCCCAAGGAGCUGCCGCCCAACUCAGGAGAGGCCGUUGCUGCCAACAGCGCUGUUAUUGCCAACAGUGCUGACCCUCUGGCUGCUGCUGCCGCCGCUGCUGCCGCUGCGGCGGCAGCGAUCAACAUGGCUAGCUUGGGAGCAGAGAACGCUGAGGUGGUCAUCACCCCCAACGUGCCAGACAUCAAGAUCGUCCCGCCCAAGGAUCCACAUCAGCGCCACAUCAUCGACACGCUGGCGCUGUACGUGCUGGACGACGGGUGCAUGUUGGAGCAGGCCAUCAUGGAGCGCGGCCGCGGCAACCCGCUCUUCUCCUUCCUCUUCGACCUCGGCUCGCCAGAUCACACCUACUACGUCUGGCGCGUCUUCUCUUUCGCACAGGGAGAUACUUUGCAGCGGUGGCGCACGGACCCCUACAUCAUGAUCUCAGGCAGCGGCAGGUGGAUUCCUCCUCCUCUGCCCAAGACGGACGAGCUCUCAGGGCCCACCAUACUGGACAAGGACAAGGGCGGCUCCACCUACGCUGCAGGGAAGCCAAAGGAGCACUCCCUAACAGAGAAGCAGCGGGACAAGUUUGAGGACCUGCUGAGGCGGCUCUCUCUGGAGCGGGAGGACAUUUGCAAUGCCAUGGCGUUUGCUCUAGACCACGCAGAAGCAGCCACAGACAUAGUAGAAGUGCUUAUAGAGUCCCUCACGCUGCUCGAAACGCCCAUCCCCCUUAAAGUCGCGCGCCUGAUGCUUGUAUCAGAUAUCCUCCACAACUCGUCGGCGCCGGUGCGGAACGCGUCGGCCUACCGCACGGCUUUCCAGGGGUAUUUACCCGACGUAAUGGAGAGUUUUAACGACUGUUUAAGCGCGGUUUCGGGCAGGAUGACUGCGGAAGCUCUUAAGGACCGUGUGUUGAAAGUGAUUCAGGUGUGGGCCGACUGGUUUUUGUUCUCGGAAGCGUAUUUGAACGGGCUUAGAAUGACGUUUCUGAGGCCGAUUUGGACGGCUGUGCCGCCGUUUCACACUCUGCCGGAGGAUGAAGAGGAGGAGGAGGAGCAAGGCGCGGGCGGGAAUGUGGCUGGUGGGUUAAAGGAUGCGAAUCAAGGUGCGGGUGGUGCUGGUGCCGCUGCUGGUGGUGCUGCUGCUGCUGGUGCGGGCAGUGUUGGUGGUGGUGCUGACACUGCUGCUGCUUCUGCGGAAGGAUCAGCAUCGGUAGCAGCUGAGGGAGACGCAGCAGCAGCAGAUGCUUCUGUGCCAGUCUCUCCAGAGGAGGCAGCACGAAAGGAGCUCCUUGCACUCCCAUUGGUGGAACUCAAGCGUCGCUGCAAGCACAACGGCUUAUCGACGCGAGGGGGAGUGCCUAUCAUGGUGGCUCGGCUGCUUUCGUUGGAUGCGGCUGAACAGGCAAAGAAGGCUGCCGAAGCUGAGGCAGCUGCGGCGGCUGCUGCUGCGGCCGAAGCUGCAGCAGAGGCUCGGAGGGCGAGCAUUGCGAAGCGAAUGGAAGGGAGUGUGGGGUGGUCGGGAUGGGUUGAGGUGAAAAAAGAGGAGAAGGAGGGGAGCAAGGGCGAUGGGGGUGGGGAAGGGGGUAAAGCCGGUACUGCUGCUGAUAGUGGUGGUGCUGCUUUGCCCAAGAAAUUUGUCCUGCCUGCACCAGAGCUUAAAGCCUUUGGAUCGAAAUUGGAGAAGCUUGAGAAGCUGGGGCCGCUUCUGAAAUCGGUUAAGCUGAAGCUGGAAAAGAAAGCGGUCGGUCUGCCCCAGUCAAAGUGGAAUAAGGAUGAUGAGGACGAGGAUGAGGAGGGAGGAGGGAAGGGAGAGGAUGAAGAGGGGAAUGAGGAAGGGGAUGAUGAUGAGAGAGCAGGGAAGGGGAGGAAGAGGAGGGAAUCGGUGGGUGGGAGUGAUGCUGCGGUUGGUUCUCGUUCUGCUGGUGCUGCUGCUCCGUCCCCCUUUAAAGCAGCCUCAAUCGUCUCAUACAACUCCUCAGACGAAGACGAAGGCUCACCACCCCGUCGCCCCUCCGCCGCCCACCGAAACUCCGUCUCUUCUGGGGGAGGCGGUAUCCAGGGUAACAGGCAGAUGCACGUUCAGGACCAGCAGGAGGAGGAGGAGAGGAGGGCAAAGCAGAGGAAACUGGAGCUAGCAGUAUUGGAAUUCAGAGAUGCCUUAGAGGCUCAGCAUUUCAAGGCAUUCGAGGUGGAAGUGAAGGUUGCAGCGCACAGGAAGAAGCUCGAAGAGGAAAUGGCGGCUGGCACGUGGCCGCCCAUGAUUGGACGGUUGGCGUCGACUGGGCGGCAAGCGUCGGCUGCAUAUGGGGCACCACUUGGGACUCCAGGGAGGGCGAAGGAAAAGGAGAGAGAGGAGAGGGAGAAGAGUGGGGAAGGGCGGGGCUCUGGUAGUGAUGAGGGUGAUAAGGCACAGGAUAGGGAGAUGGGGAAGGGGAGGGAGGAGAGGAGUAGGAAGGAUAAGGACAAGGAGAGGGAGCGGGAGAAGGAUAGGAAAAGGGGUAGGGAGAAGGAAAGGGAGAGGGACAGGGAUUUGAAGGAAGCGGAUCGUGAGGAUAGGGAUGAUGAGAGAGUAGGUGAGAGGCAUAAGGACAGAGGUAAGGAUAGAGAGAGGGACGGGGAGAGGGAGAGGGAACGAGGUAAGGACAGAGAAAGAGAAAGGGAGAGGGAUAGGGAGAGAGGUAAGGAUAGGGAGGAGCGGGAGAGAAGUAGAGAUGGCGAGAAAGAGAGGGACAAGGAGCGAGAAGGAGACCGGGACAGGCACCGAGAUAGUCAUAGGGAUAAAGACAGGGAGAGAGACAGGGAGCGAGAUCGGGAGAGUGCGAAGGACAGGGAGCGUGAAAGAGAGAGGGAGCGUGGGAAGGAUCGUGGGAGGGUGAGAGAGAGAGAUGAGGACGAAAGGGAGAGGGAGACGGAGAAGAGGAGCCGGAGACAAUCUGUUGGAGGGUUCGCAUGCCCAUCAGUUUCCUCUCCCGUUUUCCCUCCUUCUCCCCUUCCUGUUUCUGCUGUUGCCUAUCCGGCCCUUGUAGCUGUUGCCGCCGUGGCUGCUUCUGUUGUAACCCCUGACGUCCCCGCCGGUCCCCCUGCUGCCUCUCCUGCCCCUGAUGCCCCUGCUGGUCCCCCUGCUGCCUCUCCUGCCCCUGAUGCCCCUGCUGGUCCCCCUGCUGCCUCUCCUGCCCCUGAUGCCCCUGCUGGUCCCCCUGCUGCCUCUCCUGCCCCUGAUGCCCCUGCUGGUCCCCCUGCUGCCUCUCCUGCCCCUGAUGCCCCUGCUGGCUCUGCUGCUGCCUUUCCUCAUUCCAUUUCUUCCACACCUCAAAGCUACACUUCUUCUGGCACAUAUUCAUAA